Messenger RNA from Hemibagrus wyckioides, 2564 nucleotides. It is a transcript of the gene gpr183b, whose product is annotated as G protein-coupled receptor 183b. The record is from RefSeq and is a predicted model, not a curated record. Lineage: Eukaryota; Metazoa; Chordata; Actinopteri; Siluriformes; Bagridae. Gene Ontology annotation, molecular function: G protein-coupled receptor activity; oxysterol binding. Bases 335 to 1405 code for a protein of 356 amino acids. Gene Ontology annotation, biological process: G protein-coupled receptor signaling pathway. The transcript is spliced from 2 exons. Gene Ontology annotation, cellular component: membrane.
UAACAUAAUUGAUUAUGGAUGUUCAGCUUUUUUUCUGGCAUAAGGAGUUUUUGUGGUCAUGUAUACGUGCGAGUGACUCGUAAACCAAAAGAAUAAUCAGUUUGUCGGUGACCGUUACUAGUAAACAUGAGUAAAUAGUUUGUUGCCAUGUGUAAAAAAGACCUUUUCAAGGGGGAAAUACCAUACACGUUCUCUGCCGUCACUGAGUGGGCAUCAGUUUGUGAUCAUUUCAGCAUUUAUCUCAUUCUAUAAGACGGCACUGUGUGUUCGGUCGCUUUAUACAGGGACGACAAUUUCCAUGUAAUUCAGUCUCUUGAUUUACCAGUCUGUGACGAUGUCUGAACUGGCGAACUCCACCUGCACCAACCUAUACUCCCACUAUCAAGUGGCACGUGUGCUAAUGCCACUGGCCUACUCGAUCAUCUGUCUAGUGGGACUGCUGGGAAACGGUCUGGCGCUGCACGUCAUUUACACCAAGAUGACCAAGCUAAACUCCAGCACGCUGUAUUCAGCCAACCUGGCCAUGUCAGACUUGCUCUUCUGCAUGGCGCUGCCGCUGAGGGCCGUCUACUACGCCCUGGGCUUCCACUGGCCCAUGGGAGAGGGACUAUGCAAGGUCGUAGCUCUGCUCUUCUACCUCAACUCCUAUGCAGGUGUUAAUUUUAUGACCUGCCUCGCUGUGGAUCGCUUCGUUUCUGUAGCACUACGGCCGAAGUGUGCGUGGCUCAGAAAAAUACGGAAUGUAAAGAUCAUUUGUUUGUUAAUGUGGGUGCUGGUGUUGGCACAGACGUUGCCGUUGCUGGCCAUGCCCCUGACUCAUGAGGAGCAUAAUGGCAAGAUUACUUGCAUGGAGUACCCUAAUUUCGAGCAAACUGUCCAAGGCUUACCUUAUAUGCUGAUCGGUGCUGUGGUUUUGGGCUAUGGGAUCCCACUGGGGACAAUCCUCCUGUGUUACUCAGCGCUCUCACACAGACUGCGGCUAGCUGCCCAGUCCAACCGCCUGACCGAACGAUCCGGAAGGACGCAUAAGGCACGGUCGGUGAUCGCCGGUGUGGUGCUGGUGUUUGUCGUGUGUUUCAGCCCGUACCAUAUAGACCUGCUCCAGUACAUGAUCCGGAAGCUUACGUACAAGCCGGACUGCGAAGAGCUGCACUCUUUCCAAAUCUCUCUGCACUUCACCGUGUGUCUCAUGAACUUCAACGCAUGCCUCGAUCCAUUUGUUUACUUCUUUGCCUGCAGCGGCUACAAGAAAAAAGUGCUGAACCUGCUGAAACGCCACGUCAGCCCGACGCUCUCCAGUGCACCACCAAGUUCACGUGACAGCUCAGGAACUCAUGAACAACAAACCCACUUAACCCACCACAACAGACACCUCACCCUAAAUGCCAUCGAGAAAAAUUCCUGAACCACCACACACCUCGUGGCAGGCUUCGGACUGGACGUAUUAUCUUGACAUGUGUCUGAAAUGACUGUGACCGAUUUGUACUGUGAUUUCUGAAGGCAGAACUCACAUGAAGGGUUUCCUCACACCAAAACAAGUUCUCAUACAUAGAUUUCACAACUUCAAGGAAAACUUUAACUGCUGUUUUAACCACUUGUCGAGUGUCUGUUAUCUUAGUUUACAACCUUGUGCCCCCACAGGGGGAACUUUCACCAAAAUAAAAAGAGACUUUCCUUUGAGAAAAGGGAUCUAGUAGAAACUCUGUUAGGAAGGCUGAGCCAUUCACAGAAACUGAGGGGAGCUGCAACAGUAGAUCUUUCCAUUAUAGUAUGCUAAGACUAGAGGAAAUGUCAAUGUACACAUAUCACAUGCAUUUAAUAUGUACACAGUAUGCAUAUGUAUAAUGUAUAAAUGUGUCCUAGCAGUAAACAUCAGUGAUUAAAUUCUAUAUUUAUUUUGAUCAAACAGAUGUCAACGGUAUGGGAUUUCUGACAGGAAUAUACUGUAUACUCUAUUUUAUGUACACAAACCACUAGAAAAGCUCAAAUACUAGAUCACUUUUUUUUUUUUACUUUUAAUACAGCAUUUUCGAGUCAUCUGCGAUCUUAUGGUGUCUCAUAUUAUCCAAACCCAAAUGACAUGAAAGUUCAUGAAGCAGUUAUUAGUGAUCCUAUCCAGCUUCUUAGAGGACAGCCAUGUGCAUCUGCAUCACCCCUGUGAGUGACUUUUUCGCCGUCCCAUAAGCCAUGAAUUAAUGUCAAACCACGCUACUUUAAAUAUAGUGCAACACUGUGCAAAAUACGUCUGUUUAGACACUUGCUUAAACACGAGAAAUUAGCCGGUUUUGAGAAAUGUAUUCAGCAUCUGUUACAUCAAGUCCCGACGAACCUUCUUAAGCAGGCGUAAGCAAAAAACAUAAGCAUGCUGUUAUCUCUCAUGAAGUCGAGAACUAGGACAUGUUUGCUUUUUUUUUAAAUACCUUUCUUUUUAUGACGGAUGUGGUAGCUUAGUGGUUAAAUUGUUAGACUUGUGAAAAAGGUUGUCAGUUUGAAUCCUGGGUCCAUCAAGCUGCCACUGCUGGGCCAUUGAGCAAGACCCUUAACCCUCAGUUGUACAAAAACGA